Messenger RNA from Pteronotus mesoamericanus, 3785 nucleotides. It is a transcript of the gene RSAD2, whose product is annotated as radical S-adenosyl methionine domain containing 2. The coding region runs from base 14 to 1099 and encodes 361 amino acids. NCBI's taxonomy places the organism in Eukaryota, Metazoa, Chordata, Mammalia, Chiroptera, Mormoopidae. Gene Ontology annotation, molecular function: catalytic activity; 4 iron, 4 sulfur cluster binding. Gene Ontology annotation, biological process: defense response to virus; positive regulation of immune response. Gene Ontology annotation, cellular component: endoplasmic reticulum; endoplasmic reticulum membrane; lipid droplet. The transcript has 6 exons. The record is from RefSeq and is a predicted model, not a curated record.
GGCGCCUGGCACCAUGUGGGUCCUCGCUCCCCUGGCCUCGGCGGCGAAGCUGCUGGGCGCCUUCCGGAAGCCCCUGGGCUCCCUGUGGGGCAGCCUGGUCCCCCUGCUGCUCUGGCUCAGAGCGACCUUCUGGCUGGCGGGGGCUGACAGGGGAGAGCGGCAGCCGCCCAAGGAAGCAGCCAAGGGGACCCGAGAGGAAGGAGACAGCGGCGACGAGCCCCUCGUCCCCACCAGCGUCAACUACCACUUCACCCGCCAGUGCAACUACAAGUGCGGCUUCUGCUUCCACACCGCCAAGACGUCCUUCGUUCUGCCCCUGGAGGAGGCGCAGAGGGGCCUGCGGCUGCUCAAGGAGGCCGGCAUGGAGAAGAUCAAUUUCUCGGGUGGGGAGCCCUUCCUCCACGACCGCGGAGAGUAUCUGGGCAAGCUCGUGCGCUUCUGCAAGCGGGACCUGCGCCUGCCCAGCGUGAGCAUCGUGAGCAACGGGAGCCUGAUCCGGGAGCGGUGGUUCGUGAACUACGGCCACUACUUGGACAUCCUGGCCGUCUCCUGUGACAGCUUUAAUGAGGACGUGAACGUCCUCAUUGGCCGCGGCCAAGGAAAGCUAAACCACGUGGAAAACCUGCGGAAGCUGCGGAGAUGGUGCAGGGACUACAGGGUGGCCUUCAAGAUCAACUCGGUCAUCAACCGGUUCAACGUGGACGAGGACAUGCAAGAGCACAUCGAGGAGCUGAACCCCGUCCGCUGGAAGGUGUUCCAGUGCCUCAUCAUCGAGGGCGAGAACGCCGGGGAGGGCGCCCUGAGAGAGGCCGAGAGAUUCGUCAUCAGCAAAGAGGAGUUCCAGGCCUUCUUGGACCGCCACCGAGGCGUGGCCUGCUUGGUGCCCGAGUGCAAUGACAAGAUGAAGGAUUCCUACCUGAUUCUGGAUGAAUAUAUGCGCUUCCUGAACUGCAGGCAGGGGCGGAAGGAUCCUUCCAAGUCCAUCCUGGAUGUUGGAGUGGAAGAAGCCAUCAAGUUCAGCGGGUUUGAUGAAGAGGCGUUUCUCAAGCGAGGAGGGAAGUACGUGUGGAGCAAGGCGGAGCUGAAGCUGGACUGGUAGGGCUGACCGCCCGGCCGCCGGCCCAGGGCCUCUGGCUCAGGCUCUGGGGGCUCUCACUGUCCGCAGCGCCCCCUGCUGGCAUGGGUCGGUGGCCCCAGGUCUGAUUUCCUGUAGUGCCUGAUAGCUGGUGACCUGCGGUCACGGAACACACACACACUUGGACAGUUGAAAUUCCUAGGUAGUAAUGCAAACCCGUGAACUUCAGUUAAUUGGCUUAUUUUACAGUUGGUUUUUCGAGUGCUGUUUCCUGGGACCCUCGUGAUUCCAUCUUGAAGCUUUUUUUCCCCUAGUUUGCUCAUUUGAUAGUCCAUUCAUUUCUGCUAAAUAUUGAGACGCCGAUUUUCACAUCUGAAAAAAAUCGCCCAAGGCCUUUCCCCAUCACUUACGUCUGUGGCAGCGCCGCCCCUCCCCUGCUCUCAUACCACUGCAAGCCUGGGCUCUGUUUCCAGAAGCUCAGAGAGCCAGUCGGCGCUUCGCAGGCUCAGAAGGGACGCUCUCAUCUGUCCUCAGGGAUUCCGGGGAAAGAGGGAGGGGCGGCCACCCACGCCGCUCUGCCCCAGCCCGGGCCCCCGCCCACUGCUCCACGAAGGCCAGCUCUCGCUCUCGCUCUCCUUUCUCUUCCAAAAUUCUUGGCAAAACCUAGAUAACACCUUUCAUUUCAUGAUGCAGUGGACCGGGGUCUGUGCUGAGCGGUUGUGUGCGUGUGUUAUUCAAGUCAAGCAGAAACUCGUGAGGGCACGUGAGCAGGCGGCCGCCCCCCUCCGCCGGGCGGGGGCGAGCGGGCCUUCGGGAGCCCGCGGCCCAGCGUGGAGGAGAGAGUGACAGGGAGCCUGGGCUGCCCUGGGCCUUAUGCCAAGGAAGGUUGGCACCGGAGCACGCUUCUCGAAGAGCUCUGAGUCACUGGAAGUCAAACACAAACGAGGUCAGGACGGCAGGGUCCGUUUUCCAGCUCUCGGAGGGAAAUUGUCACUCUGGCGGGGUCAGGGAUCCAAACCCGCCCCCGCCUUGCAGAAACGUCACCGGCAGCUUGUUUAUGGAACCGAGAUGGGGUCCCAGGGCCUGUAAAAUAAUGACUUCCUGACGUUGUUUCAAAAGGGCAAAAUCAUGGAAAAUUUUUUGGCCCAAACAAAGGAAGAGCUAUUUUAACCUGGCUGCCUCCCCGCGGCCCGUCGCUGGGUGGCGGCCCGUGCUGCCCAGUGCGCAGGCUGGCCUGCGCACAGUCCGCUUCCUCAUCUGUCUUCAAGACGUUGAUUUUGGAGGGUUUGGUUGUGUGUGUGUGUGAUUUUUUUCCCCAGAAAACAUAUUCCUACUUCACAUUUUAAGUCUCUGUAAUUCAGCUGAAGUGUUUCUGUCCACGGAGUUGUCAUACAUUCUCCGUUUUAUAAAUUGCUUGUAUACGAUUGUCCAACCACAGGAAAAAAAAACAGCAAGCAAAUAAAACAGCUGCUGGAUUAGAAGCCCUCAAUGAACGCCAAGGUUUCUAUGAAAAAAGAGGAAAAUGCAUUAGAGAAAGAGUCCCCCCUCUGGAUUUUGGUAGUAUCUAAGCUAUGACGAUGCUCCUAUAACCCACAGAAACAUAGAACAGUGUUUUCACUCGGCAUGCGUGUAUCUUGCCGAUCUUCACUGAGCUUCGCAGGAGCAAGUGCAGAAGCAAAGAGUGGGCGUGUGCGGACCCAGAAGGCGGGGCCUGGAGUGGAGAGGGACUCAGCCAGCGUUGCCCGGAACAAAAUCGGAAUCCCAGACCCACGUCCUCCGACUCAGACUGGAUUUUUCUCAAGCUGAAUGAGACUGUGUUUCUCUUUCCCCAAAGGGAAACAGAAAACAAAACAUGACAGAAAAAGCUACAUUUCAGAAAUAAGCUACUGGACUUAAAUACAUUUCCAGCUGCUUGUACCCUGCCGCUCCCCUUCCUGACACACUCAGGGUUUUCAGAGUCCCGAUGUCUAAAAUGGCCAGAUGGUCCUCUUUUCUUAAAGGGGAGAAGCAAGGACUUCCAGCUCUGCGGCACCGUGUCAGUUUAAAUUAUAGAACAUCUUGCUUUAUUUUUUUCAGUUUUACUUAGGAGUCUCUAGUUUUGUGAAAUAGGCUCUUUUUAUCGGGAAAGCAAAUGGGCGAGGUGACCGAGGCAUCUCCGUUUAAGGGUGAGGGGCUAGUGUUCUGCUCCCCUGUCGUGACUGCUUUGCCUGCCUUGUAAUAUCCCGACGAGUUUAGCCUUAGGAAACAUCAGACGUUAGUCGUAGCAUGCUGGCUUUAGGAGGGCACGCUGCCUCUGCCAUUAGCGAUAAAUGAUGUGAAACGUGCCCUUUCCCUUUCACGUGGGAACGCGGGUGAGACCGUUUGGCUGGAUCAUCUGAGAUGCAGCCUCGUGCUGGGUUCUGUCUGGAGCCUGGGAUCGCUCCGUGGGGCCGAUGCGGGGAACCGCGUUACGACUGCAGAUGAACGCAGUUGUAAGGGGGCUCUGCCCAGCGACACGACAUCGCACAGCCUGCCCGCCGCUGAAAAGUCUGCUCAAUCCGCUGUGGCUGGAGGGAGCCGGCUCGCACCCUAAGGCCGUAGGACUUUAUCUUGAGUGCGCACAGGUGGUCUGGGUUUUUGGGAAAUGUAUGUGUAUAGUUUUUCUCUGCGUCUCUUGCUCUCGUGCAUUGGUCUGAUGUUUUAUAAGAUGCUGUUAUAUAUUAAAGUGUUU